Messenger RNA from Hymenoscyphus albidus, 1805 nucleotides. The record is from the annotation of a GenBank genome assembly. NCBI's taxonomy places the organism in Eukaryota, Fungi, Ascomycota, Leotiomycetes, Helotiales, Helotiaceae.
CUCCCGACCAUCUUCACUACUUUUCUUCUUGACUCAUACGACAACUCUACUUUGCCGCCUUUGCUUGCAAUUCUCUUCCUCCUCUGGCAGAUCUGAAUACCCUCAACUUCAGUUUUAGCAUCAAUCAUCGAAUUAAUCUUAACAAGAACAUUUGUAAGUUCCACUCGCCUUUGGCUGCAAUUAUCUUUGAAGCCCAAGUGGUGUGAGGGGCAAAGCUCACCCCUUCUCCCGCCACGGUACAAGUACAACGCUCCCGGACGGCUAUUCGUUUCCAAUUGAUAACACACUAAUUUGAGGGAUUCUGUAGAAGCGCAAAGUCUUCACUUCUUUACACGAGUACCAGAUCGAGACGCUCCAACAAGUCGAAAUUGAAGAAAUGCCUGCCCGCGAGGAAAUCACUUACUUUGGAGCUGGUCCAGCAUUACUGCCUACCGAUGUCUUGAAGACAGCUGCACAAUCUUUAGUGGAUCACGAUAACACGGGUCUUGGUCUCGCAGAGCACUCUCAUCGUUCUGAAUUGGCUACGGGAAUUCUCAACACAACAAAGGCAGAUCUUGCAAAAUACCUGGAUAUACCCGAUGACUACGACAUUCUCUUUAUGCAGGGUGGUGGGACCGGAGAGUUUUCUGCCACCAUAUACAACCUGGUUGGUGUUUGGGUAGAGCGAAGAAAGCAGAAGAUCCUCAGAGAAAUUGGAAUCACCGACGAGAAGGGAAUCCCAGAGGACGAGCUUGUCAAGCAAUUGCAAAAGACUGUGGUCGAGGAGUUGAAGAUUGACUAUUUAGUCACUGGUUCUUGGUCGUUAAAAGCAAGUCAGGAGGCAGCUCGUUUGGUGGGUGCAGAACAUGUCAAUGUAGUGGCAGAUGCACGAAAGAUCAACGAUGGCAAAUUCGGCAAGAUUCCAGAGGAGAGCACUUGGAAACUUUCCAAGGACCCCGCUAUGGUUUACUAUUGCGAUAACGAGACUGUUGAUGGUGUCGAAUUUCCUGGCUUCCCCAAGAUUUUAGAGCCAGCUGGAGAGGACGGACCAAUUGUCGUGGCAGAUAUGUCUUCAAACAUUCUUUCCCGUCGGAUACCCAUUAAGAAUUUCUCCGUCAUUUUCUUUGGAGCCCAAAAGAACUUGGGAACCACUGGUAUCACGGUUGUUAUCAUCAAGAAGAGUCUUUUGCCACCCGCGGUAGCAACUCCAGCUCCUACUCUGUUACGAAAGCUAGGUCUGCCAAUUGGUCCAAUUGUCUUUUCGUAUGAGACCAUUGCCAAAAACAACAGUCUUUACAAUACCCUCAGUAUCUUUGAGUAAGUCUUGCAGUCAUGGCUGCCGAACCUAGCUAAUUCUUUGAAGUGUCUACAUUGCUGGCCAGGUUCUCAAAAGCUCCUUGGCAACUUACUCUAACAAAGUUGAUGGACAAGAAGAAGUGUCCGAGAAAAAGGCGAACCUAAUCUACGGCGCACUUGAUGCUCACCCAGAAGCAUUCAAAGUCGUUCCAGAUAAGAGCGUACGCUCAAGAAUGAACAUUUGUUUCCGGGUGACUCAUGUAAGUAUUGAUCCUCUCUGAGCCCUUGCUAUGUCAUAUUUCGAUUUCCUGAAAAUACUACCCGACUCAAAUUCUAACAUAAGUCAGCUUGCAAACAUCGACGACGGCGAGAAGCUCUUCCUCAAAGGCGCCGUUGAGAAGGGACUCACAGGAUUAAAGGGCCAUCGAAGUGUUGGUGGUAUCAGAGCCAGUAACUACAACUCCAUUCCUCUCUCGGGGGCGGAGAAGUUGGCAGCGUAUAUUGAAGAAUUUACAAAGACGCCAAAAUAA